UCCCUGGGGAUCGGAGCUAUUGUCCUGCCCAGGGUUCCACACCCCAGGACCCUCCCUGGCCAAUGACAGCCCACCAGUGGAGCUCAGCCCACCACUUGGAACCAGCCGCAGGGGGCUGCGAUGGGACGGAAGCCAUGAAUGGUGCCGCCCCUGGCCCUGCCGCCGCCCCCUCCCCGGUCCCGGUCCCGGACUGGCGGCAGUUCUGCGAGCUGCAUGCGCAGGCAGCUGCCGUGGACUUCGCACACAAGUUCUGCCGCUUCUUGCGGGACAACCCAGCCUACGAUACCCCCGACGCAGGCGCCUCCUUCUCCCGCCACUUCGCUACAAACUUCCUGGACGUGUUCGGUGAAGCGGUGCGCCGCGUGCUGGUGGCCGGGCCGGCGCCUGCAGGGGCAGCCCAGCACCCCGACGCCAUGGAGCAGGAGCCGGCGGGGCCUGCGGCGCUCAAGGCGGCGGCGUACGGCCACUCGCGGAGCUCGGAGGACGUGACGGCGCAUGCUGCGGCCAAGGCCAGAGUCCGCAAGGGCUUUUCGCUGCGUAACAUGAGCCUAUGCGUGGUGGACGGCGUGCGCGACAUGUGGCACCGGCGCGCUUCGCCCGAGCCCGACACCGCCCCGCGGGCUGUUGAGCCCCCAGCCGAACCACGCGACAAGUGGACACGGCGGCUGCGGCUGCCUCGGACGCUGGCGGCCAAGGUGGAACUGGUGGACAUCCAGCGCGAGGGCGCGCUGCGCUUCAUGGUGGCUGAUGAUGCAGCCGCGGGUCCAGGGGGCGCUGCCCACUGGCAGAAGUGCCGCCUACUCCUGCGCAGGGCCGUGGCGGGCGAGCGCUUUCGCCUCGAGUUCUUCGUGCCGCCCAAGGCCUCCAGGCCCAAGGUCAGCAUCCCUUUGUCAGCCAUCAUCGAGGUCCGCACCACCAUGCCUCUGGAGAUGCCGGAGAAGGACAACACGUUUGUUCUCAAGGUGGAGAAUGGAGCAGAGUACAUCCUGGAGACCAUCGACUCACUGCAGAAGCACUCAUGGGUGGCCGACAUCCAGGGCUGCGUGGACCCCGGGGACAGCGAGGAAGACACUGAACUCUCCUGUGCCCGAGGCAGCUGUCUGGCCAGCCGUGUGGCCUCCUGCAGCUGUGAGUUCCUGAUGGACGCAGUAGACCUGCCUCGGCCUCCAGAAACAACAGCAGCUGUGGUGACAGCCCCACACAGCCGAGCUCGAGAUGCCGUUGGGGAGUCCCUGGUCCAUGUCCCACUGGAGACCUUCCUGGAGACCCUGGAACCUCCAGUAGGCAGCAGGGGUGACAGCAGUAACACAGGGGAGGAGGGGGCAGAGCCAGAGGCUGAGGUCAAGCCCGAGCUGGAGCUCUCCUCCUGCCCGUGGUUCCACGGGACGCUGUCACGGGUCCAGGCAGCUCAGCUGGUACUGGCAGGUGGGCCCCGGAGCCAUGGCCUCUUCGUCAUCCGCCAGAGUGAGACUCGGCCUGGGGAAUACGUGCUGACCUUCAACUUCCAGGGCAAAGCCAAGAUAACAAAUGUCUGGAAGAUUCUCCUGAAGACUGAGAUGCACUCACCCCCUGGGGCCCAGCUCAGCCCUGGGCCUCCACCCCCAAAAGCCCUGCCCAGAUUUGAGACUGUGGUGGGACCCCACUAUGCUGUUCCUCCCUGGCUGAGCCCCUGCCCUGGACUGCCAUUAAUGCUUCCUGGGCUUGCUCUCACUGUUCUAGCAACUUCUGGCCCUGCUGAGUGGCAGAACUCAUUUAUGGGACCCUGCUCCCCCACCAAGCACUUCUCUCUCCUUUAUGUUAGCUACUAGACCAGCUUUCCAUCUUGGCCUUGGGGGCCAUGUGCAUAUCCUGAAUGCCCCCAGCACCUCCCCUCUUGCCACACACACCCCAGAGACCGGCAUUCUUCCUCCUGUGGGAUACGUACUGAGCAAAACAGGGCUGAAACCAGACCUGUGGCUCACCGCUAGGGACCACGGACCUGUGGUGCCUCUCCCCGAUGGCCUGCCCCAUGUGGGCCCAGGAAACCCAGUGAGGAACCAGCCCUGUUUCUCGGGCUCCAGGUGCUCCCACCGCAGACAUCUGAGGAGCACGUGCAGUCACUCCUUCCCCCGCCAGCCGUGGGCUUGUUUCCACCAUUCUGGGCCUGUCUCUUCAGGGACAGCAGGCAGACCCAGAGGCAGUUUGGAGGGGGGAAAAUCGCACAAACACAAGUUCUCUUCCUAACUCUGCGUCCUGUGACUAUGGGUGGGUCACUCCCUCCCUCUGCCUCAGUUUGUCCAUCUCUAACUUGGGGGCUGUAAUCUCUGCCUUCUAGGGCUGUUGGAGACUAGGGAGGCGUGAAGGGCAUGAUGUGGGUGCUGCCUUCCAUCCCAGCCUGGCUAUGUUGCCCUCCUCCCCGAUCCCCACCACAGGAGUAACUCUCCUAAGAUGGGGCUCAAGUGUGAGGGACCCCCACUCUGACACAGCCCCAUAUGGCCUCUGUGAGACAUGGUCCUCCCACCCACCCCGAAAGGCACUUGCCCAGCAGGUGGCCAGUCUAGGACCCCACCACUGACCAUGCCCACCUGUGC
This is a messenger RNA of Manis pentadactyla (Chinese pangolin), 2570 nucleotides long. It is a transcript of the gene SH2B2, whose product is annotated as SH2B adaptor protein 2. Gene Ontology annotation, molecular function: transmembrane receptor protein tyrosine kinase adaptor activity. The transcript is spliced from 8 exons. NCBI's taxonomy places the organism in Eukaryota, Metazoa, Chordata, Mammalia, Pholidota, Manidae. The record is from RefSeq and is a predicted model, not a curated record. The coding region runs from base 63 to 1808 and encodes 581 amino acids. Gene Ontology annotation, cellular component: plasma membrane. Gene Ontology annotation, biological process: antigen receptor-mediated signaling pathway; intracellular signal transduction.